AGCACUGUAUAAAUUAACAAGAAGAAGGGUCUGAUUAGGAUUCAUGCCUAUUUAGGUCUACAUGGCAGUUCUGAGUCCUAAUUCCUGGGGGGAGGCACUUUGAAGAUGCUCAGAGUUACCCUUUCCUUCUUGCUUUACAGAUUGGGGAGAUGAGUUCCAACAGAGCAUGGCUUGUUGAAUUAAAGCCCCAAACUUUAGCAUAGGGACGCAGGGUGGUGUGUGGCAGGGGGCUGCCCCCUUCUUAACACCCUCUUUGUAGGUUAGGUCUGCAGAGCCCUCUGUCGUUUGCCUCAAGCUGUUCUCAGAUUAACAGACCCUGGCUUGAAUGGAUGGUUCCCCCCCUCACUUGCAACAGGUUCCGCAAGCCCAGAAGGCAAAUGGCCACAGACAGGCCAGGGAAAGCCUGGAAGGGGAAAGGUGGACUUGACGAGGAGGAGGAGGAGGAGGGGACAAUUUUGGUGCUGGAAAAAAACUGGCGACCCUGUCCGAAAACGCGGAGGAGGGUGAGAGGCUGCCUGGAGGGCAUCAAGCGCCAGCUCUUCCGUGUCGGGGACGACUGGUACUUCCUUUUCGCGCUGGGGGUGAUCAUGGCUCUGGUCAGCUUCGCCAUGGACUUCACUGUCUCCAGGGUGGCCCACGCCCACAUGUGGCUCUACCAAGAGAUCGGGGAUUACCUGGUGCUGAAAUAUCUCUCCUGGACGAUGUACCCCAUUGCUUUGUCGGCCUUCUCCACCGGCUUUGCACAGAGCAUCACCCCACACUCUGGAGGUUCCGGCAUCCCCGAGCUCAAGACCAUCCUGACCGGGGUCCUCCUGGAGGAGUAUCUGGCCAUCCAGAACUUUGGAGCCAAAGUCGUGGGGCUCACCUGCACCCUGGCCUGUGGGAGCACCAUCUUCCUCGGGAAAGUCGGGCCUUUCGUCCACCUCUCCAGUAUGAUCGCUGCCUACCUGGGAAGAGUUCGGACCAGCGUCUCCGGGGACUACGAGGAUAAAAGCAAGCAGAACGAGAUGCUGGUGGCAGGAGCAGCUGUGGGUGUGGCGACCGUCUUCGGGGCCCCCAUCAGCGGGGUCCUCUUCAGCAUCGAGGUCACGUCCUCCCACUUCGCGGUCCGGGACUACUGGAGGGGCUUCUUCUCGGCCACCUGCGGAGCCUUCAUGUUCCGCCUCCUGGCCGUCUUCAACAGCGAACAAGAAACCAUCAUGGCCCUCUUCAAAACCAGCUUCGAGAUGGACUUCCCCUUCGACCUGCCAGAGACCUUCCUCUUCAUGUUCCUGGGUGGCGUCUGCGGCGGCGUGAGCUGCGCCUACCUCUUCUGCCAGCGCUGGUUCCUGGGAUACGUCCGGAGGAACCCGUUCACGGCCAAGCUGCUCGCUUCGGAAAAGCCCCUCUACUCGGCUCUGGUCGCCCUGCUGCUGGCCUCCGUCACCUUCCCACAGAGCCUGGGACAAUUCAUGGCCUCCAAGCUGAGCAUGAAGGAGCUCCUCAACUCUCUCCUCGACAACCGCACCUGGGGCGUCCUUGCCCAGAAUGCAUCGCUGGUGGCGCGGCCUCUUCAAGUGGACCCCAACAACCUCUGGCUGGAGUGGUGGGACCCCCACAUCACCAUCUUCGGCAGCCUGGUGGUCUUCCUGGUGAUGAAGUUCUGGAUGCUGAUCCUGGCCACGACUAUGCCCAUGCCUGCUGGAUACUUCAUGCCCGUCUUCGUUUACGGGGCUGCCAUCGGGCGGCUGGUCGGAGAGGGGGCCGCCUUUCUCUCCCGCCGGGGCCUGACAUCGGAGGGGGGGACCAGCCCCAUCACUCCCGGAGGAUACGCCCUGGCAGGGGCAGCCGCCUUCUCGGGCUCGGUCACCCACACCCUCUCCACGGCCUUGCUGGUGUUUGAGAUGACGGGCCAGAUCGCCCACAUCCUGCCCGUCACCCUGGCCGUGCUCAUCGCCAACGCCAUUGCGCAGAAGUUCCAGCCCUCCUUCUACGACGGCACCAUCAUCGUCAAGAAGCUCCCUUACCUGCCUCGCAUUCGGAGCAGGCACAUCGGCUCCUACAAGGUCACCACACAGGAGUUCAUGAACAGAGAAUUCACGGCCUUGCCCAAAGACGCCACCUUCCCAGAGAUACUCAGAGUGGUCACCUCAACAGACGACGCGGAGUUUCCGGUGGUGGACAGCGCUGAGACUUUGAUGCUGGUGGGAAUGGUCCAGAGAUCAGAGCUGAUCAAAUUUCUCCAGACCCAUGACGAUGCCAGCCUGCCCCACAAGGAGCGCGGGGAAGAGUCUCCAUCCUGCCGGAGCCUGGGCUACGGUUGCGUCAUCAGUCCGGUGACGCUGCAGCUCUCCCCUUGGACGUCUCUGCACCAGGCGCACAACCUUUUUGAGCUGUUAAACCUGCAACGCACCUUUGUCACCCAGCUGGGAAAGAUGGUUGGGGUCGUCUCCAGGAACGAGAUCAGGAAAGCCAUCGAAGACCUGGCAAACCCCAAGACCACCAAGUAAGCAAGAGGGACGACCCCCUCCCUCCCUCCCUCCCAGCUCCUGGGGAGGGGGAGAUGCUGGCACAGCCACCCACUCAGCUGUCUGCAGAGGACCUCACUGGAGCAACCGCCUGCUGCUUGGGCUUUGGACCUUGGAGUCUGGCUUUGUGUGCAAAUUAAAAACCUACGUUCCAA
Molecule: messenger RNA, 2662 nt
Organism: Hemicordylus capensis (graceful crag lizard)
Lineage: Eukaryota; Metazoa; Chordata; Lepidosauria; Squamata; Cordylidae
Product: chloride channel protein ClC-Kb-like
Exons: 19
Coding region: 330-2489 (719 amino acids)
Biological process (GO): chloride transport; transmembrane transport
Cellular component (GO): membrane
Molecular function (GO): voltage-gated chloride channel activity
Source: RefSeq, a predicted model, not a curated record